Molecule: messenger RNA, 191 nt
Organism: Funneliformis geosporum
Lineage: Eukaryota; Fungi; Glomeromycota; Glomeromycetes; Glomerales; Glomeraceae
Source: the annotation of a GenBank genome assembly
GACACUAUGACAUAGCCAGCUUGAAGGGUUCUCAUAAGUCCAACGCGCCUCUCAACGAAACUCUUUAUAAGAGAGUUCUUUCUGAGGCGCUGCCAGUUCCGAGAGUUACUUCUUAUUUGGGUUUCAGUAGUGGUACCAGUGGAUGUUACGGUAGAGGUAUUAUUAAUUUAGUUAUGAUACGUGUUGUCUAG